Molecule: messenger RNA, 984 nt
Organism: Anthonomus grandis grandis
Lineage: Eukaryota; Metazoa; Arthropoda; Insecta; Coleoptera; Curculionidae
Exons: 3
Coding region: 426-746 (106 amino acids)
Source: RefSeq, a predicted model, not a curated record
CCUAAAACGAAAGCAAUCAUUUUAUAUUAAUUAAUUAGGAUUGCAAACAAAGAUAUAUAUUCUAAUAUUGCCUUGGAGAAACUUAGUUACAUAUGAAUAUUUAUUUGGUUUUACCAACAAAGUAUGAUUUUAUUAUUUUUUUUACAUUUAUUUAUCAAUGUAUAUUUUAAUUGAUCUAAUAAUGCGUAUCUGAAAUAAAAUAAAAAUAAAGCCUAAUUAAUUCACCUUCAACUAUGCUUUCCCUUCCAGGUAUUGCAUUUUUUCUAUAGACUGUUUUUAAAUUUGAUAGCCUGAAAUAAUCAAUUUUGUUUGGAGAUGGCUGUUGCUUUUGGAAAUUUUAGAAAUAAAAGUCAAUUGUUCAGCAAAUGGAGGCGGUAGAAUUGGAAUAAGGGAACGAAAGCCCUCCUUCCAACCCGAAGGUAACCAUGGUUCAUCAUGCUAAGCUUCAUCAGCCACGAGGACAAUCUCUAUCUACAGGAAAGAGCGGAAACCUUACUGAUCAUCUGUCAAUCCUGAGGGGAAUCUGGUAUACAGGAUGUCCCGGAAAUGUGGAAAAUCUCUCGGAUUCAGGUAAACCACAACAAGAAGCCGAGGGCAACAUCAGAGGACUGUGCAGAUCAAAAAGACAAAGAACACCCUCGGAUAAAAGAAAGUCAUUAUCCACAUUAUUUACAAUUAACAUCUUAAUCAUUAUAUCUGUAUUAUUUAGCUUGAAUAUUAAACUCGAGAAAAUGGACAAGUGCUAGGGUAGCUUACAUUUUAUGAAAAGUGCUAACUAAAAAUGUAAUCUAAUAUCCAUUUAUCGAUGAGCCAAAUUACUGUGACAUGAGAGUUACUAAACACGUGUACUUAACACGUAUUGGCCGCUCGCGGACAAACGGCUUUACAAACUGCUAUAAGUCGACAUGGAUUGGUAAACAAAUGAAUUGGCAAUUUUAGGAAUGUCACAUAUGGAUUUAAUGAUCAUAUAAAUUUUUUAAAGAA